CGAUUGGCCGCGCCCAAACGCGCGAGGCAGGAAGGAAGCGGCAGGCAGAGGCGGCGGAGUGAGUUUGAAGCUACACGCCUGGAAACAUCUCCCCCCGUUUAGCCCUCUUAAAAAUGGCAUAUCACAGCCCUUACAGAGCUCCUCCGCACAUAAACGCCCCUCUGGAUCAAAGCUUUCUGUGGAGUAUCUUCCAGAGGGUUGACAAGGACCGCAGUGGGGUGAUAUCAGAUUCCGAGCUCCAGCAGGCAUUAUCCAAUGGCACAUGGACACCGUUCAACCCUGUGACCGUGCGCUCCAUAAUAUCCAUGUUUGACAGGGAAAAUAAGGGUGGGGUGAACUUCAACGAGUUUGCUGGCGUGUGGAAGUACAUCACGGACUGGCAAAACAUCUUUAGAACGUAUGACAGGGACAACUCGGGCUUCAUCGACAAGACCGAGCUCAAACAGGCACUGACCGGCUUCGGUGAGCUGCAAAGUUAUCGUCUAUCGGAUCAGUUCUACGGUACGCUGAUCGAAAAGUUCGAUCGACAGAGGAAGGGACAGGUGGCCUUUGAUGACUUCAUCCAGUGCUGUAUUGUACUGCAGAGGUUGACUGAUGUUUUCAGGAGGUACGACACAGACCAGGAUGGCUGGAUCCAGGUGUCCUAUGAACAGUAUCUAUCCAUGGUCUUUAAUAUCGUAUAAUGGCACACAGGGGCAGCGAAGAGGAGCACAACUAACUGCACAGAACUGUGCCAAAAAGCUACCGGCACUUCCUGGAUGUCCGUCACGGCGGACACGACAAGAUUUUUUCCCCCAAACUCUAUGAGAGCUGCCCCUACGUUGGGCGCACUCUGCCAAAUUUAUACCAAUGAUAUAAAAGAAAAAAUAUCUGAGGUUUGUCAGCAAAGUUUCGGGACUGCAACACUGCAGGAUCUCUGCAGAUGUGCUGGUUGAUCAUCUGUCGGGCAAACAUUAAGAUGAGAACUCCUAGUUUGGAGUUGGGCUUUGUGACACCAGUCCUGGAACCUUUCUGACACAGCUCGUAUAGGGGGCUCUUGUGUCUGAAUUUUUUAUUUUUGAUUAUUAUUUUUUUUUAUUAUUAUUUUUUGUCACGUCGGCAAGGUGCAAGUACAAACUUUGAUGUAUUUUAAAAAAUAUAUAUAUCUUGUAGUGUUUUGCUUCAGGACCAGUCUUCAUUUAUUAUAUCUGUACUCUGCACUCCAGAAUAAGGAUUAAUUAACUAUUGGUACAAUGUCUUUUUUUGUUUUUUUUUUGUCAGUCAGUCUUGUUUGUUUAUUGUCAUUUUAAUGUCUUAACUUUAGUUAACAGACUCAUUAAAAAUUGAUUGUUAAUAUGCUAUAAUCAAUUGCAUGCUUUUCAGGGAAUUUGAACCCUCCAAUUGUAGCAUGCUCUUCCCCUUUCUCUCGUCUCUUUCCUUUUGUUUAAAGCCAUGUUUACGAAUACUGUGAAAGCAGAGCUGCGUUCUGCUUCAAAAUUGAUAUGCCAGCUUACAUGCAAUAUUUGUACAAACUUAGUUUUUAAACAUCAAAUGUUAUGGGUAGAGGGUGAGCAUAACGCCGUAUUGCUUGAUUUGUAUUUUUUUAUUUUUUUUAUUUUUUUGGUGCAUGAUGCCUUAAUGAAGUGAUUAAAAAAACAACACAAAAA
Molecule: messenger RNA, 1646 nt
Organism: Phycodurus eques (leafy seadragon)
Lineage: Eukaryota; Metazoa; Chordata; Actinopteri; Syngnathiformes; Syngnathidae
Gene: pdcd6
Product: programmed cell death 6
Exons: 6
Coding region: 114-683 (189 amino acids)
Molecular function (GO): calcium ion binding
Source: RefSeq, a predicted model, not a curated record